Conger conger (European conger) is the source of this 2695-nucleotide messenger RNA. Its product is annotated as protein IWS1 homolog. NCBI's taxonomy places the organism in Eukaryota, Metazoa, Chordata, Actinopteri, Anguilliformes, Congridae. Gene Ontology annotation, biological process: poly(A)+ mRNA export from nucleus. The transcript is spliced from 16 exons. Bases 222 to 2417 code for a protein of 731 amino acids. The record is from RefSeq and is a predicted model, not a curated record. Gene Ontology annotation, cellular component: nucleus.
UUAACGAGCACGCAUGCGUACAUGGGGGACAAUAAGACACCAUUUUGGGUACACAAACGAUGCAAGAGAAUAUUUAGUUUUUUUGUGAUCAGAAAUUUAUUAGAUCGGUUAAGCCAGGAACCAGAUUAGUCCAGAGGUUAUGUCUAAUUUAUUUUGAAGGAUAAUUAAUCCAUUUCUUUAUUGUUAACGUAGUCUUGAAUAUUGAGUGAGGACUGUUGCGAAUGGACGGAGAAGACGACGAAUUCUUUUCCGGAAAUCACUCGGACGAUGGCGGUGGUACCCCAGUACAAGACGAACACGCACCGGCAUCCGAUGGCGAAGAGGAUGCGAGAAGUGACGCACAUCAGUCGGAGGGGGGUCUGAGUGAGGGUGAAGGAGAUGCUCAAGCAGGACAGGCCAAUGGCAUUGGCAGCGCCUCGGAAAACGAAGACGCCAGAGGUCUGGGGGACAGCGACUCCGAAAAAGAUGUCGGCCACGACAGUGACUCUGAUAUGGAGGCUCCCAAACCCGCUGACAGCGAUUCUGAGCAGGAGGCUCCGAAACCAGCUAAUAGCGACUCCGAGGAUGAGGCUCCCAAACCUGUCGACAGUGACUCUGAGCCGGAGGCUCCCAAACCCGCCGAAAGCGACUCGGAGGAUGAGCCUCCAAAACCUGCUAAUAGUGACUCUGAGCCGGAGGCUCCCAAAUUCGCCGACAGCGACUCUGAGCAGGAAGCUCCCAAGCCCGCCGACAGUGAUGCCGAAGAGGAAGCCGGGCCCAAGCAGGGAGGGAGUGCCUCUGAAAAUGAGGAGCAGACCAAACCUAUCAGAGGACACUCGGACGCAGGCAGCAACUCUGAAAACGACACCCCCAAACAAAGGAGGCAGUUGGAGUCAGACGAGGACGAUGGGGUGCAGGAGAAAGACCAGGGAAACUGGAAGGGAGUGAUGCACUCGGACAGCGAGGAGGAGGGAGGCCCGGCACGGGCAGGAGGUAGCGACCAACCGGAGGGUGGGAAACGGCAGCAGCUGGACGACAGUGAAGAGGAGAAACCAGUUAAGAGAAAGAAAGCUAUUCUCUCAGACAGUGAGGAUGACGAUGAAAAAGAUGCUCCAGUCACGAAGAAGAGUCGUGCUUUGGUGGAUGCAGAAAACUCAGACAGCGACGCUGCUUCUGGUUCUCCGGAUAAAUCGCUGGCUGCUAAACUGCGGGAGCUGGGCUCAGACAGCGAGGAAGAGGACGACAGGACGAAGGGUGAUGAGGGGAAGAAGGAUGAAAAGAACCUGUUUGGCAGUGACAGUGAUUCUGACGAUGAGGAAGAGAAAAUGAUUGCUGAUAUCUUUGGGGAGUCGGGAGAUGAGGAGGAGGAAGAGUUCACAGGUUUCAAUCAAGCAGACCUGGAGGGAGACCGGAGCCAAUCGGAGUCCUCUGCCAAGAAGCAGGUAGCAGAGGAUACUGACUCCGAUGAUGACAUUGACAGGAGUGGAAAAGACACCAGCUUCAUGUCGGACUUUGACGUGAUGUUGGCGCGGAAGAAGGCCCAGAGCGGCAGGCGGCGGAGGAACCGCGACGGCGGCACGUUCAUCAGCGACGCGGACGACGUGGUCAGCGCCAUGAUCAUCAAGAUGACCGAGGCCGCGGAGGAGGACAGAACCCUGAACAGCCAGAAGAAACCAGCCCUAAAAAAGCUGACUCUGUUGCCCACCGUGGUAAUGCACCUAAAGAAGCAGGACCUGAAGGAGACGUUCAUCGACAGUGGAGUGAUGUCGGCCAUUAAAGAGUGGAUAAGCCCGUUACCAGACAAGAGCCUUCCAGCGCUCAAGAUCAGGGAGGAACUCCUGAAGAUCCUACAGGAGCUCCCCAGCGUCAGUCAGGAGACUCUGAAGCACAGCGGAAUCGGCCGAGCCGUCAUGUUCCUGUACAAACACCCCAAAGAAUCCCGUCCCAACAAAGACGUCGCCCUCAAACUAAUCAAUGAAUGGUCACGACCCAUCUUCGGCUUGACCUCCAACUACAAGGGCAUGACCCGGGAGGAGCGGCAACAGAGAGACCUGGACCAGCAGGUUCCCCCUCGCCGCCGACUCAGUGAGCAGCCCAAGGUGGAGAGGUCUGAGGAGCCCGACGUCUUCUCCUCUCCCACCAGCUCCGGGGGCCAGACUCCACGCAGGGACCUGGAGAAGGUGCUGACGGGAGAAGAGAAGGCUCUCCGCCCCGGUGACCCCGGGUUCUGUGCUCGUGCCAGGGUGCCCAUGCCCUCCAACAAGGACUACGUGGUGCGGCCCAAAUGGAACGUGGAUGGAGACACGAAUCGGGGACCCAUGAAGAAGGGAAUGUCUCGGGUGGACAAACAGAUGCGCCGAUUCGCCGAUAUCAGGCGACUAACCAAGACGGGUCAUGCAGUGAAGAUCAGCGUGGAAGGCAACCGCAUGCCCCUCUGAUUUUAAACGCAUCUUGUUUUUUUGUUUUGUUUCUUGUUUUGUUUAAUUUUUUUUACCUAGUCUCCGACUUCCCCACACCCCACGUCAGCUCUGCCGUGACCCAGCGCUGUUGUCUGGUGAAUAAUGAUGUUUAGCUUUUCAAGCUGAAGUCCGAAAUGCUGUAUAUUCUGGCCUUCAGUUAGACAGGUGAUGUUCAUCCUACUUUUCUGAUAAUUCUGUACAGAAAUAAAAGUUCCAGUUUGUCUUCACUGUCAUAAUAAAGAGUUUUCUCAAUUUUA